This is a messenger RNA of Acanthosepion pharaonis, 945 nucleotides long. Lineage: Eukaryota; Metazoa; Mollusca; Cephalopoda; Sepiida; Sepiidae. The record is from the annotation of a GenBank genome assembly.
AUGCCCACCUUUUCUUUCAUUUUCAUUCCUCUUAUUUUUUUUCAAUUUUUUGUAACACUCAUCCACUUAUUCCCAUUUUCUUCACAACUUUCAUUCAUUUAUUCCGUUAUUUAUUUUCAGGUUUUCUUCUUUCAACAUUUUAAUCGAGUUUUCAUUCAUUUUUCUUUCUGUUUCUUCUUGUCUCCAUUUAAUCCAUGCUUUUUUCUUCAUUCCUGUUUUGUUUUUUCUUUCAUUCAUUUUUUUCUUUCGAUUUGUUUCUUUUUACCACGUUUUUAUCAAAUGUUCUUUCUUCUUUUCUCCUUCAUUUUUUCAGUGUAUUUCUUUUUUUUUUUUUUACACUUUCUACAAUUUUAUUCAUUCAUUUUCUUUUUAGUGUUUCUUCUUCGUCUUUUCUUUCAUUCACACUUUCUCCUAAAAUGCUUUAUUAUUUCUUUUCCCUUUCCUAUUCCUCUUUUUCUUCCUCUCAUUCUUGCCUUCUUUUAUUCAUUCUGUUUGUUUUUUUUCAACUUCCAGUUGUUUUUUCUUCUUUCUUUUCUGUCUUCUUUCUUUCUUUCUUUCUUUCUUUCUUUCUUGCUUUCUUGCUUGCUUGCUUCAUUUCUGCCUUUUUUUCUUUCUAUCCUCCAUUCUUUCUUUUUUCUUUCUUUACUGUUUCCUUUCUUAUUUUUUUCUUCUUUUCUUUCUUCUUUGCUGUCAUCUUUCUUCUUUUCUUUCUUUUUUCUUUUUUCUCUUCUUUCUCUCUACUUUCUUUUCUUCUUUUUUCUUUCUUUCUUCUUCUUUUCUGUCUUCUUUCUUUCUUUUUGCUUUCUUCUUUUCUGUCUUCUUUAUUCUUUCUUUCUUUCAUUGUUUCUUUUCAUUGUUUCUUUCUUUUUCUUCUUUUUUCUUCUUUCUUUCUACUGUCUUUCUUUCUUCUUUUCUUUCUUCUUUCCUUCUACUUUUAUUCCUUAA